UUAUUUCCCGUGUGUACGAAUCGAAAUAGAUUAUUCCGACAACUCACUCACAAAUUUUCGCUUGACAGUUGACGUUGGCAAGCUUGAAAGAAAUAAUUAUUUCACGGCAUUUCGGGAAGAAAACAAUUGAAUGUGCAAGUGUACCCAGAGUGUACUUAGAAGUGUGCGCCAGUGCAUGUGACUAUAAUUGUGCCACUAAUGUGGUAUGGUGGUACGAAUGGUACUAUUAGAAUUAUCAUCGAUGUCAACUGUGUGAAGCGUGUUUUGUGAGAAAUAACAUCCUGAUUGCUCAGUCAUUUUCUGGGUCUCGUUGAAGUUUGUCAGGUUAAAUCAAAUCAAUCAUGGAAAAAGAAAUAUUCGUUACCGAACCCGGGUUUUGCCCGUGUUGUGGUGCUAUUUUACCGGACCUCAAACUAAGUGGUGGUGUUACAUGUUAUACCUGUGCCAAACCGUAUGGACCAGAAGUUUUUGGAAGAAUGGAAAUGAAGUACACAAUUCAUUUUAAUUCUCCAUCCGCCAGUAGUGUAAAUACAAAAAAGAAAUCAGCUGAACCAGAUGGGCCUACUGUGGAUCGAAAAUGUCCUGUUUGUAAUAAUGACAAAAUGUCAUAUGCAACACUACAACUUCGUUCUGCAGAUGAAGGGCAAACAGUAUUUUACACAUGUACAAAAUGCAAGUACAAAGAGACUGAAAAUUCUUGAAAAUUAUUGCUUAAAAUGAUUACAGCAAGUUAUAAUCAUGACUUAAUAAAUUAAAAUAAAUAAAUAAAUUAAAAAAAAUUAAUCAUCUUCGAUUACUUUUCCUAUAUGGCUUCGAUUCGUAUCUUCUUGGUUUUGUUCGGGACACAGAUGGCCUUGAUGCACUACUUUGCUGAGGAGGAUGUAAACUGCCAGUUGGAGGAUUGUUCACUUCAAAAUCAUUUGAAGAAUUAUGUUCCAUCAUCUUCAAUUUUGCUUCUAUUGCUUGAAUGGUAGUUUCACGACUGCAUAGAAAAAAUAAUUAUCAUAGUUAAUUACUAUUAACAUAACCAUAUUAUAGUACUUAUUAUGAUGCCAUCAAUUUGUAGUGGUUAUAAAACUCUACUGGUGUUAUUAUUCCAUGUCAUACACAAAGAAAUUUGGUAAGGAGUAGUGUUAAGUUAGAUUUAAUUACUAUAUUCUGUACACCUUAAUGUCGCAGUACAUAACAAAAUUUUUACCAAUACUACAUAUGGGGAUGUGACUCGCAUCACUAUUAAAGUCUCUUGACAUGAGUAAUGCAAUACAUUAUACAAUUAAAUAUCUAAAAAAAAUUGCAUGCACCUCAUACUGUGAGAGUACUUGAUGAGUAACAAUGAGUACAUAAAUGACAAAAAGACUUACGUUGGUGAGAAUCUUUGCAAGAAGCAAUUUUGUUUUAUUAACAAAUUUUCUUUAAAAUUUCUGGUCAGUUCACGAUGAUGAUGACUUUUGAGACUAAUGAUUACAAAUGAUCUUUUGCACUUCUUAUUAAUAUUAUCUUCAAAAUUAUGUUCACAUUACAAUUCCUCCAAUUUACUUUCAGUCAAUGUUUUUCCUCUAUUUGUUUCCACUGCUAAAUCACAGAUGUAUUUUAAGGCAUGUUAUAAUAAGGUGGAUUUCACAUUGUACAAUUAAUCUGUACAAAUACAAACAAUCGUGUAUUAU
Gryllus bimaculatus (two-spotted cricket) is the source of this 1664-nucleotide messenger RNA. The record is from the annotation of a GenBank genome assembly. Lineage: Eukaryota; Metazoa; Arthropoda; Insecta; Orthoptera; Gryllidae.